UAUCUGUAGCAUUUUUAGUAUGGCAACAACUUUCUGUUUACAUUUAAAAUGAGAAACCGCGUAGCAUUGUUUUGAAUUUGUUGUAAUUCGAAAAUUUGUGUGCAGAAACGAAUUAUGAUUCAUUAAAAUAAUUGAUACAUCGAUAUAUAAUGAUUUUGUUUGCGCCUGUACUGAAAAGUUAUGUUUUAAAAUGAGUCAACUUACAGAAGAGCAACGAAAACGAAUAGAAGAAAAUCGAAGAAAGGCUUUAGAAAUUAGAGCUAAAAGGUCUGCCAAUGAAUCAAAUUUCAGUAACUGUAUCUCAUCUUCAGCACCAGCUACAACAAAAAGCAAGAAUUUUGUGUCUUCAGUUUCUUCUGCAAAAAGCAUCCAUAGACCAUUUUUGCUAAAGGACCCUGAAGGCAAUUUUACUGUUAGUGCACGUAGUUUGUCUUCCAAAUUUAAACCAAAUGAGACUUUGCUCAAUAAUAAAACUUCCGAAAAUAUAAAAACAAAAAAUCCUUUUGAGAUCAGAGUAAAAGGUCCUUGUGUACUUGUAUCUCGAAAACGAUUUUUUGUAAAUAUUGGUUAUAACAAGGAACUUAUCGAUGUAUUCAAAAGUAUACCGAGCAAGUUAUAUGAUGCCCAGACAAAAAAAUGGAAUUUUCAUAUCGAUGAUCACGAUAAACUUAUAAAUCUCGCCAGGCCUCUGCAGCCGAAAACAUUUGUCAUACCUUUGCCAAAGUUUAUUCUGAAAAUUUUUUCCAAUGCUUCUGAAAAUCGAAAAAUUGAUGAGCGAGAUUUGUCCUCGUUAGAUCCAAAAUUACAGAAAUCUUUACUCCCAUUUCAGAAGGAGGGAGUUUAUUUUGCCUUACAACGUGGGGGAAAAGUUCUUAUUGCAGAUGACAUGGGCCUAGGUAAAACUAUUCAAGCGAUAGCAAUCGCUAAUUAUUUUUCCAAGGAUUGGCCUCUUCUUGUCGUCACUCCCUCCUCCCUGAGGUAUGCCUGGUUCGAAUCUUUUUGUACUUGGCUACCCUCUAUAGAUAAGCAAGAAAUAGGCAUUAUCUCCUCUGGCAAAGAUCACAUACCGAAUAAUAAGGUUGUCAUAAUAAGUUACGAUCUACUUUCCAAGCUUCAAGAGGCCAUUAUUGCGAGAGGAUUCAAAUCCGUAAUCUUCGACGAAAGCCAUUUUUUAAAGAAUCAUAAAGCGGUGCGGACGAAAGCAUCUCAAGCUGUAAUGAGAGGUAUGAACAGAAUUAUCAUGCUGUCGGGCACUCCCGUGUUGUCUAGGCCGAUCGAGCUUUUCACUCAAAUUUCUGCUCUGAGGAGAGAUUUGUUUAGUUAUAAGGAAUAUGGGAUGAGAUAUUGCAAUGGUAAGGAGAUGCCCUGGGGCCUUGAUUUUUUCGGUUCUUCGAAUAUGGAAGAACUACAACUCGUGCUGGAGGAGGUGCUGAUGAUUCGCAGAUUGAAAUCCGACGUCUUAAAGCAGUUGCCUGCUAAAAUACGUCAAAUGAUAGUUCUGAAUCCAACUUUGUCCAAGAAAAGUUCGAUUCUGAAAAUGAUGUCUAGCCGAGUGCACGAAGAGAAUUUGCAAGGAAUGGAAAAAAGAGCUGCUCUGCUGGAAUAUUACCACGAGACGGGACAAGUGAAACUGAAAGCUGUCGUCGAAUAUAUAACCGAUCUUUUGGAAUCUGAGAAGAAAUUUAUAUGCUUUGCGCACCACCGGAACGUGAUGGAUGGUAUAAGUGCUGCGAUUGAGGCGAAAAAAGUAGAUUAUAUCCGCAUCGACGGCAACGUGUCGUCCGAAGAUAAGAAGAAACUCUGUGAUAAAUUUCAAUUAAAUGAUGCGUGUAGAGUGGCAGUUCUCAGCAUAACGUCGGCGAAUUGCGGCCUCACACUCACUGCUGCCAGCUUGGUCGUGUUCGCCGAGCUUUUCUGGAAUCCCGGUAUUUUGACUCAGGCGGAGGAUAGAGCCCAUCGUAUCGGACAGGAAGACUCCGUUGUUGUUCAGUAUUUAGUCGCCAAGGGUACUGCGGAUGAUGAUAUAUGGCCGCUCGUGCAGCUUAAAUUAGAUGUUCUAAAUAAAGCUGGCUUGAGCAAAGAUAACUUUAAGUCUGCCGAUACUCUGCAACGAAAUGAUGUGGCUCAAACAUGUUUGAGUGAUUUUUGGGGUGAUCUCAAUGAAACUUUAGAUAUAAGUGAUGCAGAUUUUGACUUAAGCUGUGAUAUCCCUGAGAAGCGAUUAAAAUUGGAUGAAGAAUAAUGUGAAACUGUGUGAAAAGAUUUUUAUUUAAGGAUGAUAAAAUCUCUGUGAGAUGAUUGUCUAUAAUUUUCUUUCCUCUAGUUUGAAAUAAACAGCUGUCUUCGUUCA
This is a messenger RNA of Parasteatoda tepidariorum (common house spider), 2350 nucleotides long. It is a transcript of the gene Marcal1, whose product is annotated as SWI/SNF-related matrix-associated actin-dependent regulator of chromatin subfamily A-like protein 1. The record is from RefSeq and is a predicted model, not a curated record. Gene Ontology annotation, cellular component: nuclear replication fork. Gene Ontology annotation, biological process: replication fork processing; DNA repair. NCBI's taxonomy places the organism in Eukaryota, Metazoa, Arthropoda, Arachnida, Araneae, Theridiidae. Gene Ontology annotation, molecular function: ATP binding.